UACACUUCUGGAGAUCUGUGGAUUUCGCACAGCUGCGAGUCUCACCCUGACUGAAGCACAGCGGGGCCAUGCUCACACAAUGACCAGUACCAUGGUUUCGUCAGCUAUGUUGCCGAUCCUGAUGCACAUUUUCCUGGUAUCCCGUGGUGUUUGGUGUUUGGAGCCAGAGGACAGAGACUCUCUCCUGGCAGGUGUCCUGGACUUACCAUGGCAGGAUGAGCUGUGCUGUGAUUCACAUACAACCCACUUUAAUGUGGAGGGAGGUGGCACGCACACACCGGGGACCAACGGCUCUGAAUCAGUCCUCCCACACCAGCCCCGCUGCAGCUUCAAAAGCUUGACAUCCGAGUUACGUCCUCAUGAGCCCUUUGGCCACAGCAGUUCAUUCAACACUGGUGUCUGUUUGGACAUACUGUGCAGAAUUGAUGAAACCUGGGAGAAAUUAACUUGUGACGUCAAGUCUCGUGGCCAAACAUCGGUCUCUUUGGACGGAGGUUUGAAGUUGCAGCGUCUGUCACAGACGGAGGAUCCACAUGACAGCGCUGUGUCCAAUAAUCCCAUCGUCUGUGAGGCAGAGGAUUCCUUUGUUUGUUCUGUCCCUCUUUACACUUCAGCAAGCUAUAUCACCGUGGUAACCAUCGGCAUCUCCAGUGCCACAUCUCUGCCGGUUCACCUCAGAAUUCCUCCCAGACCCGUAAAACCGGAGCCUCCAGUCAACCUUUCGCACAUUCAGACCAUCGAUGCGGAACUGAUUUUACUGUGGGACGACCCUGCAGACUGUGACGCUGGACCACUGAGAUAUGAAGUCCGAUACACCUUUAACAGCACUCAUCCAUCCUGGCAGGUGGUGUCUGCACCUGCAGAGCCCAGACAGUCUCUGGAUCUGAAGCCCAGCCUCAACUACACCGUCCAGGUCCGCUGCUCCGGCCUGGAGGAGCCUCCGCUGUGGAGUGACUGGAGUGAGAGUCACCACAUCUACCUAUACAUUGUGAGCUACAUCCCUGACAAAGUCGUGGCACGGCCGGGCGAGAAUAUAACAGUCUACUGUGUGUUCAACGACCACAGCUUUAAUGCCAGCAUGGCAUUAUGGGUGCUCAACUGGGACCAGCAGCUUCACCACAGCCAGUACCACCCAGUCAACCAGUGGGUCAGCCAGAUCACAGUGCAUCCUUCAGAAUCUCGGAUGUAUGACCUGCUGCAGUGCACUCAGGAUUGGACCCUCCCGUACAGCCAGAUUUUUGUAGAAGGAGCUUCCAUUGAUAUAAAUUGUAAAACUAACGGUGAUAUUGACUCAAUGGAGUGCAGCUGGGAGAACACACAGUGGACCAAAAUGGAAUUUCGAAACAGGUGGGCUGACGUGCCGUGCUAUGUGAUGGAGGAGAGGGACAAAGCGGGGGAGAAACUGGGGGAGAAACUGGGGGAGACAGAGCCGACCUGCCUGCAGGUCAGGACCUGCACCAUCCAGCCUCUGAGGAUGAACUGCUACAAGCUGUGGCUGGAGGUGCCGUCUCGACUGGGCCCCAUCAGCUCCAAACCGAUCUACCUCUCUCCUAUAGAUCAUGGACACAACGCAGCAGCUCAAGAGAUGCAAGGCCAGUCCAAUCCUGGGAGAGAUAGUGAAGCGCCUGAGUUCUGCCAGUACGUUAAUGACGGUGAUACAGCAGCAGUAGGAGGCAGCGUUGGCUGGUAUCUGGCUGAGAGGCAACAUCCCUUGGGGACUCGCAUCCCUCUCCUAGGACAUGUGAAGGAAGACUAA
This is a messenger RNA of Solea senegalensis (Senegalese sole), 1756 nucleotides long. Its product is annotated as leptin receptor-like. Gene Ontology annotation, biological process: immunoglobulin mediated immune response; cytokine-mediated signaling pathway. The transcript has 15 exons. Gene Ontology annotation, molecular function: cytokine receptor activity; protein binding. Gene Ontology annotation, cellular component: external side of plasma membrane. The record is from RefSeq and is a predicted model, not a curated record. NCBI's taxonomy places the organism in Eukaryota, Metazoa, Chordata, Actinopteri, Pleuronectiformes, Soleidae. The coding region runs from base 80 to 1756 and encodes 558 amino acids.